GAAGUUAUUCCUAGAUACCUCAAUACGAACUGUGAAAAGCCUCGAACUAGAGUAUGAUUUAAAAGAAGAAGGAAUGAUGGCUAAACUCAAUGAUCGAGGGCUUAUCUCAGGCAAGUGCAAUCCUUUCAAUCAUCUAGUUGAAGAGGCCACCCUUUUCCAAAAUCCAAUCUCCGGGAUUCGAAACAACUUUUUCAACCAAAACUUCGAUUUGUGGCGACUAUGUCUAUGUGGGAUUAUAUGCAUCUUCCUCCAUAUGAGGAUGGGGUUCCAUCUUUUAGCCUUGAAGAUGAAGAAGUAGUGUUUCUAAGGCAGAAGCAAAUUAUCUUGGGAAAUGAAGUUGAAAGACAAUGGAAGAUCAACCCGGCAUUUUUAAGCAUGAGCUAUUGCGAGAGACAAAAAGAAGUCCCAGAAGACUCAAUACGAGCAAAGAAAGAAUUAAUCCAAUAUUUCGUUACCAUCGUACCGGUUGAUGCAUCCGGCCUCCCACCCGUCAUACUUCCAGAGAGCACCUUAUGUAUGGCUGCUUUGUUGAAUGUUGGUUGGACAUAUGAGGCAGCGGGGAUGAUAUUUGAUUCUUGGAAAGAUAACUCCAAGCCUAGGAAAAUGAUGGCGUCUGAUCGGGAUCCCACUCUCAUCGACUAUGCAAUCUCCAUAGUCCAAAUGAGAAUGGACCAACUGACUAUUGAGAAGCAAGGAAAAGUCGAUGCAAGAAGUGAAAUGAGUAUUCUCGGGCUUUCAACCAAAUUCCAGGACGAUAUGCUAGAUCAAGACAGCAAUCUUCUCGGUGACUAUGUCCAUACGAUGGAUCUUUAUUUUUGGAUAAUAGAUGCAUUGGGAAAGCGAUAUAGGAACUUGGUAUUAAGAUUAAGAUAUCUGAAGAACUAUGCGGCAACGGGCAUGAAGGCGAUGAAUUGGUGACGGAAAGCAGUCCAAACACGAAACAAACUUAGACGGAAGAGGAAAUUGAAUGCCGCUGGGCUCUCUAGAUUUUCAGGUUAGAUUAAUGCCUUUGUACUCCUUGAAUACACAAAGUAGAUAGAUGAUGUUAA
Messenger RNA from Botrytis cinerea B05.10, 1049 nucleotides. RefSeq lists its product as hypothetical. The record is from RefSeq and is a predicted model, not a curated record. Bases 220 to 918 code for a protein of 232 amino acids. The transcript has 3 exons. NCBI's taxonomy places the organism in Eukaryota, Fungi, Ascomycota, Leotiomycetes, Helotiales, Sclerotiniaceae.